Molecule: messenger RNA, 738 nt
Organism: Kazachstania africana CBS 2517
Lineage: Eukaryota; Fungi; Ascomycota; Saccharomycetes; Saccharomycetales; Saccharomycetaceae
Gene: SHE2
Product: She2p
Exons: 1
Coding region: 1-738 (245 amino acids)
Molecular function (GO): RNA binding
Source: RefSeq, a predicted model, not a curated record
AUGACAAGGUAUGAAGCAGGUGGCCAAGCUGAAUAUGAGAAACUUUCUAUGACUAGAGAAAUUGUUGAUGCAUUGUCGCAGAUCAUCCCACUCUUUUCGAAGUACCUUUCAAGUUAUAUCCAUUUAUUGAACAAAUUCAUUAGUCAUUUACGUAGGGUCGCAUCACUCAGAUAUGAGAGAACCACAUUAAUCAAAUAUGUCAAGAAACUGAGAUAUUUCAAUGAUAUGUUAUUAGAGUACGAUAUUUCUGAGACAUUGAACUAUGUAUCCCUAUCUGAUGGUAUUAAGCCAAUUGCAUCACAUUUCAGUAAGAUUUUAGAAGCACUGGAUUUACUAAACUUUUAUUUUACCCAAUCAUUGCAAAAAGAAAUUAUAUCAAAGACAUUAAAUUUCGAGCUGACACUUGCUGACAGUUGUAUUCUCGCUAUUGAUGACGCAUAUAACCAUUUCGUAAAGUACACGCAGUGGAUGGUUGAGUCCAUAGGCGCGGGAAGUCAGUUUUUAGACCUUGAAGUUGUAAGAUUUGCCCUAAAAUGUGCUGAAGAAGAUGAGACAGAUUUGACAGAAACAGACAAUAUUUUCUUGCAAGAAGUAAUUGAGGUGAACGACGAAAGGGAAUACGAACAUGUGACGAAACAGUGGGGGAAUGUAUUGAAGGAGAAGAUGGUUACCUUAGAGACGGAAUACACCAGUACUGCUACCAAAUGGCACGAAAAUUUUGGUAAAGGUAAGAACUAG